This is a messenger RNA of Candida albicans SC5314, 708 nucleotides long. RefSeq lists its product as uncharacterized. Lineage: Eukaryota; Fungi; Ascomycota; Pichiomycetes; Serinales; Debaryomycetaceae. The record is from RefSeq and is a predicted model, not a curated record. Bases 1 to 708 code for a protein of 235 amino acids. The transcript has a single exon.
AUGUUUAUGGAUAAUCAACAGCAGACAUUAGUAACACCAAGAGCUCACACGUAUUAUCCUAAAAUGCAUACAACGCCCAAGCAGCAUACGAGAUCAGCAUCAUCUAGCCAGAGAACAAAUUUGGCACCACCAGCCUCGAACAGAUCAUAUUCACAAAACCAUUUACUACCCAACCAACCAACUACUAGGGAGCCACAAGAGAAUUCAAUGUUAACUUCAGAUAACAAAAUAUGCCAGUGGUAUUGCUGUUCUUGCGGCCAAUCUUACGGUUCAGUGCUCUACAAGGAUGAUUACCGAGAGGUCAGACCCAAUGGCCAACCACCCCAGAAACGCGCAAGAAGUUUGGACUCGUCGAAUUAUAUUCUUGAUAGCUUAAAGUACUACAGUCAGGUAGUUUACAGAGAUCAUAAACAUGUCAUAUCGAAUGCGUCAUUUUCGGCCGGUUCUAGUGUAAAUAGCAAUGCCGACACAAAUUACUUUGAUUGCAAAACAGCAACUACUGACACUGAAGAGUCACACAGCCCAACUAUAACUCCGAACACACCCAUGUUGUCGCCAUUACAUCUCAACCUUAAUCACAACAGCUUUAUUGAUUACCGAGAAAAGAUUAUAUUGAAUAUACCUACAAGGUUCACUUGCCAUCGCUGUAAUCACAUGAUGUGCCCCUAUUGUCUCAAAUUGAGAUUAAAAGAUUUAGAUACAAGCUAA